AUGGCGAUCGACGUGACUUACCAGGGGACAGGCCCCGACGUUCGACCAAGCCUUCCAACGCUAGAUGAAUACGUUGCUUUGACACCUCGCCAUGUGACACCGAUCUACCCCUACGACGCCAAUUUGAUCGUCUCUCUCCUCGACCUUCACCCUAAUCCUCCGGCCGCAGGUGUAAACAAACCUCAGAUAGAGAUCCUUGAAUGCGGCACCGGCCAUGGUUCUUUGACUCUGCACCUUGCGUGCGUGCCAUCCACGCCGCCAACUCGACUCCGCCGCCCCGUCCAUUGA
Penicillium waksmanii is the source of this 288-nucleotide messenger RNA. RefSeq lists its product as uncharacterized. Gene Ontology annotation, cellular component: tRNA (m1A) methyltransferase complex. The transcript is spliced from 2 exons. Lineage: Eukaryota; Fungi; Ascomycota; Eurotiomycetes; Eurotiales; Aspergillaceae. Gene Ontology annotation, biological process: tRNA methylation. The coding region runs from base 1 to 288 and encodes 95 amino acids. The record is from RefSeq and is a predicted model, not a curated record.